Messenger RNA from Homalodisca vitripennis (glassy-winged sharpshooter), 418 nucleotides. RefSeq names its product fibulin-5-like. The record is from RefSeq and is a predicted model, not a curated record. Gene Ontology annotation, molecular function: calcium ion binding. Bases 13 to 231 code for a protein of 72 amino acids. The transcript is spliced from 3 exons. Lineage: Eukaryota; Metazoa; Arthropoda; Insecta; Hemiptera; Cicadellidae.
GAGUGCACAUUGAUGCCAACUAUGUGUAACCACGGUUCGUGUCUCAACACACCCGGCAGCUUCGAGUGUCAGUGUAACCGUGGGUUCGUGUACGAUGUUGAAUCCCACCAGUGUAUCGAUGACAACGAGUGCCUGCGUAUCCCGAGUCCUUGCCGAGGCAACGCACAGUGUGUCAACUCCUCCCGGAAGUUUCGAAGUGCCAGUGUCCCGAGGGGUAUAAGCUCGGCAUGAGCAUGAGGGACUGUGUAGAUAUAGAUGAGUGCCUCGAGCGGCCUGGUAUAUGCGAGAACGGUGAUUGUAACAACUUCCAAGGCAGUUUCCAAUGCGUGUGUCACAACGGAUACCAGCUGACCGCAUCGCGCGAGACCUGCACAGACACGGAUGAGUGUACGCGACACCCGAACAUCUGUAAUAACGG